This is a messenger RNA of Rattus rattus (black rat), 3841 nucleotides long. RefSeq names its product glycogen phosphorylase B (gene Pygb). Gene Ontology annotation, molecular function: pyridoxal phosphate binding; glycogen phosphorylase activity. The coding region runs from base 110 to 2641 and encodes 843 amino acids. Gene Ontology annotation, biological process: glycogen catabolic process. The record is from RefSeq and is a predicted model, not a curated record. Lineage: Eukaryota; Metazoa; Chordata; Mammalia; Rodentia; Muridae. The transcript is spliced from 20 exons. Gene Ontology annotation, cellular component: cytoplasm.
GCCGGCCUCCGCUGCAGUCCUUGGCGCCAGAGACGCCGCAGCAUCUCAGCACUAGAGGCUUCUCUGCUCGCUCCUGGUUCAUCCUUCGUCCUCUACCUCAUCUGGCGCCAUGGCGAAGCCAUUGACAGACAGUGAGAGGCAGAAGCAGAUCAGUGUGCGUGGCAUCGCCGGGCUAGGCGACGUGGCCGAGGUGCGGAAGAGCUUCAACAGGCACCUGCACUUCACGCUGGUCAAGGACCGCAAUGUGGCCACUCCCCGCGACUACUUCUUCGCUCUGGCACACACGGUUCGCGACCACCUAGUGGGCCGCUGGAUCCGCACGCAACAGCAUUACUACGAGCGGGACCCCAAGCGUAUCUACUACCUUUCCCUGGAAUUCUACAUGGGCCGCACACUGCAGAACACCAUGGUGAACCUGGGCCUUCAGACUGCAUGCGAUGAAGCCACUUAUCAGUUGGGGUUGGACUUGGAAGAACUAGAGGAAAUAGAGGAGGAUGCUGGCCUUGGGAAUGGCGGCCUGGGGCGGCUGGCAGCUUGCUUCCUUGAUUCGAUGGCCACGCUGGGUCUAGCUGCGUAUGGCUAUGGAAUCCGCUAUGAAUUUGGGAUUUUCAACCAAAAGAUUGUCAAUGGCUGGCAGGUUGAAGAAGCUGAUGACUGGCUGCGCUACGGAAACCCAUGGGAGAAGGCGCGGCCGGAGUACAUGCUGCCUGUGCACUUCUACGGGAGGGUGGAGCACACCCCUAACGGUGUCCUCUGGCUGGACACACAGGUGGUACUCGCCAUGCCCUAUGACACCCCAGUGCCUGGGUAUAAGAACAACACCGUCAACACCAUGAGGCUCUGGUCUGCCAAGGCACCCAAUGACUUCAAGCUGAAGGACUUCAACGUUGGGGACUACAUCGAAGCUGUCCUGGACAGGAACUUGGCCGAGAACAUCUCCAGGGUCCUGUAUCCCAAUGACAAUUUCUUCGAGGGAAAGGAGCUGCGGCUGAAGCAGGAGUAUUUUGUGGUGGCCGCCACCCUCCAGGACAUCAUUAGAAGGUUCAAGUCGUCCAAGUUUGGCUGCCGGGAUCCAGUGAGAACCUGUUUCGAGACCUUCCCAGACAAGGUAGCCAUCCAGCUGAAUGACACCCAUCCCGCGCUGUCCAUCCCCGAGCUCAUGCGGAUCCUGGUGGACGUGGAGAAGGUAGACUGGGAUAAGGCCUGGGAGAUCACCAAGAAGACCUGUGCCUACACCAACCACACUGUGCUGCCUGAGGCCUUGGAGCGCUGGCCCGUGUCUAUGUUCGAGAAGCUGCUGCCGCGACACCUGGAAAUCAUCUACGCCAUCAACCAGAGGCACCUGGAUCACGUGGCUGCCCUGUUUCCCGGCGAUGUGGACCGCUUGAGGAGGAUGUCUGUGAUUGAGGAAGGGGACUGCAAGAGAAUCAACAUGGCACACCUGUGUGUGAUUGGGUCCCACGCCGUGAACGGGGUGGCAAGGAUUCACUCCGAGAUCGUGAAGCAGUCUGUCUUCAAGGACUUUUAUGAGCUGGAGCCAGAGAAGUUCCAGAACAAGACCAAUGGUAUCACGCCCCGACGGUGGCUGCUCUUGUGCAAUCCGGGGCUGGCAGAAAUCAUUGUGGAGAGAAUCGGGGAAGGUUUCCUGACUGAUCUGAGCCAACUGAAGAAGCUGCUGUCACUGGUUGAUGAUGAGGCCUUCAUCAGGGAUGUAGCCAAGGUCAAGCAGGAAAACAAGCUGAAGUUCUCCGCCCAGCUAGAGAAGGACUACAAGGUGAAGAUCAACCCUGCGUCCAUGUUUGACGUGCACGUCAAGAGGAUCCACGAGUACAAGCGGCAGCUGCUCAACUGCUUACACAUCAUCACCCUGUACAACCGAAUAAAGAAGGAUCCAACCAAGACCUUUGUGCCCAGGACUGUUAUGAUUGGAGGCAAGGCAGCUCCUGGUUACCACAUGGCUAAGAUGAUCAUCAAGCUGGUCACAUCCAUUGGAGAUGUUGUCAAUCAUGAUCCAGUUGUGGGCGACAGGCUCAGAGUGAUCUUCCUGGAGAACUACCGUGUGUCUUUAGCUGAGAAAGUGAUCCCGGCCGCCGACCUGUCACAGCAGAUCUCCACUGCGGGCACUGAGGCCUCGGGCACCGGCAACAUGAAGUUCAUGCUCAACGGAGCUCUCACCAUCGGCACCAUGGAUGGUGCCAACGUGGAGAUGGCCGAGGAGGCCGGGGAGGAGAACCUCUUCAUCUUUGGUAUGCGGGUGGAAGAUGUUGAAGCCUUGGACCAGAAAGGGUACAAUGCCAGAGAAUUCUACGAGCGCCUGCCUGAGCUGAGGCAGGCUGUGGAUCAGAUCAGCAGUGGCUUCUUUUCUCCCAAAGAUCCAGACUGCUUCAAGGAUGUGGUUAACAUGCUGAUGUACCAUGACAGAUUCAAGGUAUUUGCAGACUAUGAAGCCUACAUCCAAUGCCAGGCCCAGGUGGACCAUCUAUACCGGAAUCCCAAGGAUUGGACUAAAAAGGUGAUCAGAAAUAUAGCCUGCUCUGGCAAAUUCUCCAGUGACCGGACCAUCACUGAGUACGCCCGGGAGAUCUGGGGUGUAGAGCCCUCUGACCUGCAGAUCCCACCCCCUAAUCUCCCCAAAGACUAAUUCUUCCACACUGAGACCAGUGGCUUGUGUGGCUGACUGUGCCCAUGCCAGUCUUCAGGCACUGCAAGCAGCUGCUGGUCCCAGCUAUCCCAAGUGCUAUGUUUCCGGGAAGGACCAUGGGAAUGGUUUUGAGGACCUGGAUAAGGAAGAAGUAUGUGGCAUCCUCUUGGUUUCUUACAGAAGAACUCUUGCAGAGUUCAUAGCACAGAUGGGCAAAGAUGGUCCCCACAGCUUCAACCCAUCAUCAUCCCCAGAGGAUGAGGAGGGAGAGGGUGAAGCUGAGCCCCCAGAAUCCUCCACAUAGCUGAGUGAACUUAAGCCUUUAGUUUUGGGGGUCUGAAUAGGGAUCUGUGAUGGAGCCAGUAUUCCUAUGUGUUCUGCUAAUACCCGGGUCACUAGCUGUAGGUUAGAGCCAACCCCAGUGUGUGGUCUUGUUGGCCUGCUGGGUAGAGCCUUUUCUUCAGGUUUCAUGCUCACAGUUUGUCCUUUGCCCUUGGCUGAAUUGAGUAUCUGGGUGGUUGAUCCAUAUGGGGCCAUGCCUCUGUAGCCAUCUGUAGAACCUUGUGGGUGUCGUGUAGAACCCAGAACCCUGAAGAGGAGACUAAAGAGAGACCUUUAUCCCAUAUUUGAGGCCUUGGUUAAGGACUGGCAAUUUUAAAGACAGUUGGCUUAGUCCUUUGCUUUUUCAACAGGAAAUAACACUUCAUGAGGAAUUGAAACUAGCUAAAGCCUUCCUUUUUUGCAAGUAAACCUUGUACUUGGUCAGUCUGGAUAUUUCUGCCUGGCUGACUCAGCUGCUAGUCCUGCAGUAGGGCCUGGUUCCCACUCUGCUACGGCAGCACAGUGAGGAAGAGCGGUUAAGCCCACCCACUACAGGAGCCAUGCUCCUCCCUGAGGGCAGAGUAGGUUGUCCGAGAACUACAUAAAACUCCUUCCAGAGAUUCACCACCUUGCGUUGCUGUAUCUGGUUCGGGAUGGGCAGGAAAACGCCUCACUUUCCUCAACCCUGGCAGUGUUUACUGGGAAGUGUCUGUUUUCAGCACUCAAUUCACCGGAACCACUGUGGUAGCUUUUGGGGGUGGGUGGACAGGUUCUGGGGCUGGUCAUCUGCUGCCCUGUGCAUGAGAUCACCCCUCUACUAUUUACUGUUACCUCCUUGUAAGAGAAAUGGAUUAAACUUCUAUGCCCAUGGUUGGCCAA